Mesocricetus auratus (golden hamster) is the source of this 7574-nucleotide messenger RNA. It is a transcript of the gene Amot, whose product is annotated as angiomotin. Gene Ontology annotation, molecular function: signaling receptor activity. The transcript is spliced from 14 exons. The coding region runs from base 702 to 3956 and encodes 1084 amino acids. Gene Ontology annotation, biological process: actin cytoskeleton organization; hippo signaling; angiogenesis. NCBI's taxonomy places the organism in Eukaryota, Metazoa, Chordata, Mammalia, Rodentia, Cricetidae. Gene Ontology annotation, cellular component: lamellipodium; plasma membrane; bicellular tight junction. The record is from RefSeq and is a predicted model, not a curated record.
CACCGCCAGAAGAAAAGGCACCCAUUCCUCCCCCUCUUCUACCUCCCAUCCUUCGCUCUGGAGCUGCCUUCAUUGCAGUCACGCCCCUUCCUUCCGAGGAGCUUUCGGGCUGCGUUCGCUGGUAGACCCCUGCAUUACUCCUCCAUCUCCGUUCUCUUUCGUCUCUUCUCUUAGUUCUCAUCGCCUUCCCCCACCACCACCACCUCCAGCCUAUCUCGCCUCCCACUAUCCGCUGCUCCACCCUCCGGCCCGGUAUCCUGCCUGCCCGUCCACUGCCACCAAGGAGAGACCCAAGGGAGCUGCGAGGUGGGGAGUAGCCGGGACCUGCGGCUUCCUCCCUACCCAUCCCUGGCCUCUGGCCUGGGACCUAAGCCACUUGAGCCAGCGAAGAGAGUGGUCACCUUGUCUUCACUGCCUUCGGGGCUGCUGAGAAGGCUACCAGAAGCGCAAGAACCGUUGACUCUUUAGAAGGAAAGCUGAGAAACUAAAGAGUGACCAGUGGUUGGACUCUUGCCGGCGCUUACCCUGAACCUGAGUGUUAGGGGAGAGGGAGUCUGCUGCUGCGGUUUCUGGAGCUGCUCAUAAGCAAGAGUUCCCUAUCCUGAUCAAGGCUUUAAGCCUAAAAGAAAGCAGAAAUAGGUCAAGGGCAGCCCAAGUGCCCAAUUUCUCUCUCUCUUCACAAAGCACCGCCAGCUAUAGAGAUGAGAAAUUCUGAAGAGCAGCCAAGUGGAGGAACUACGGUAUUGCAACGUCUGCUUCAAGAGCAGCUUCGCUAUGGCAAUCCCAGUGAGAAUCGUAACCUGCUUGCCAUACACCAGCAAGCCACAGGGAAUGGCCCUCCGUUCUCCACUGGCAGUGGGAACCCAGGCCCUCAGAGCGAUGUGUUGAGUCCCCAGGAUCAUCACCAGCAGCUCGUGGCACACCCAGCCCGACAAGAACCCCAGGGCCAGGAAAUCCAGUCAGAAAACGCCAUCAUGGAGAAGCAGCUGUCCCCUCGAAUGCAGAAUAAUGAGGAACUCCCAACCUAUGAAGAAGCCAAGGUCCAGUCUCAAUACUUCAGGGGCCAACAGCAUGCUAGUGUUGGGGCUGCCUUCUAUGUCACUGGAGUCACUAACCAGAAGAUGAGAACCGAGGGACGCCCAUCAGUUCAGCGACUCAAUCCUGGCAAGAUGCACCAAGAUGAAGGACUUAGAGACCUUAAGCAAGGGCAUGUCCGAUCUCUGAGUGAAAGACUAAUGCAGAUGUCACUGGCAACCAGUGGAGUUAAAGCCCAUCCACCUGUUACCAGUGCUCCCCUCUCCCCCCAACAACCCAAUGACCUCUACAAGAAUCCCACCAGUUCCAGUGAAUUCUACAAGGCUCAAGGGCCACCUCCUGGCCAACAUAGUCUGAAGGGCAUGGAACACCGAGGCCCCCCACCGGAAUAUCCUUUCAAGGGCAUGCCAUCCCAGUCUGUAGUGUGCAAGUCCCAAGAGUCAGGGGGCCACUUCUAUAGUGAGCAUCGCCUGAACCAGCCAGGGAGAACAGAGGGGCAACUGAUGAGAUAUCAGCACCCCCCUGAGUAUGGGGCAGCCAGGGCAACACAGGACAUCUCACUGUCUUUGUCAGCAAGGAAUUCUCAGCCUCAUAGCCCGACAUCUUCCUCGACAUCUGGGAGUUCCUUGCUGCAGUCUCCACCAUCUACCAGAUUGUCUCCUGCUCAACACGCCUUGGUCUCAAACCAGGGUGACCAUUCUACUCACCUGCCAAGGCAGCAGCAGCAUUUUCUUCCUAAUCAGAGUCACCAGGGAGACCACUACCGUCUCUCGCAGCCCUCCUUGCCUCCUCCAACAGCACAGCAGCAGCCAGGAGACGCCUACUCGGCUAUGCCUCGGGCUCAGCAGUCUGCUUCUUAUCAGCCCAUGCCAGCUGAUCCUUUUGCCAUCGUCUCUAGAGCCCAGCAGAUGGUUGAGAUCCUCUCUGAUGAGAAUCGGAACUUGAGGCAGGAGUUGGAUGCAUGCUAUGAGAAGGUGGCAAGACUGCAGAAGGUGGAGACAGAAAUCCAGCGGGUCUCAGAGGCUUAUGAGAAUUUGGUGAAGUCAUCUUCCAAAAGAGAAUCUCUGGAGAAAGCCAUGAGAAACAAGCUGGAGGGUGAGAUUAGAAGGAUGCAUGACUUCAACAGAGAUCUGAGAGAACGUCUAGAGACUGCCAACAAGCAACUGGCAGAAAAGGAGUACGAGGGGUCAGAGGACACCAGGAAAACCAUCUCUCAGCUCUUUGCCAAAAAUAAAGAAAGCCAGCGGGAGAAGGAGAAGCUGGAAGCUGAGCUGGCUACUGCCCGUUCUACCAGUGAAGACCAAAGGCGACACAUUGAAAUUCGAGACCAGGCACUGAGCAAUGCCCAGGCCAAGGUGGUGAAGCUGGAAGAAGAGCUGAAGAAGAAGCAAGUGUAUGUCGAUAAGGUAGAGAAAAUGCAGCAGGCCCUAGUGCAGCUCCAGGCAGCCUGUGAGAAACGCGAACAGCUGGAGCAUCGACUCCGGACACGUUUGGAGAGGGAACUGGAAUCCCUUAGAAUCCAGCAGCGCCAGGGCAACUCUCAGCCCACCAGUGCUUCAGAAUACAAUGCCGCCGCACUGAUGGAGCUCCUUCGGGAAAAGGAGGAGAGAAUUCUUGCCCUGGAAGCAGAUAUGACCAAGUGGGAACAGAAGUAUUUGGAAGAGAAUGUGAUGAGACAUUUUGCUCUGGAUGCUGCUGCAACUGUGGCUGCACAGCGAGACACAACUGUCAUUAGCCACUCUCCUAACACCAGCUAUGACACAGCCUUAGAGGCCCGCAUCCAGAAGGAAGAGGAAGAAAUCCUGAUGGCCAACAAGCGCUGCUUGGACAUGGAGGGAAGGAUUAAGACCCUCCAUGCCCAGAUUAUUGAAAAGGAUGCCAUGAUCAAAGUGCUGCAGCAGCGCUCCAGAAAGGAGCCAAGUAAGACAGAGCAGCUGUCAUCCAUGAGGCCAGCGAAGUCUCUGAUGUCCAUUUCCAAUGCUGGAUCGGGCUUGCUUGCCCACUCAUCUACCCUGACUGGUACCCCCAUCAUGGAGGAGAAGCGAGAUGACAAAAGCUGGAAGGGGAGCCUAGGCAUUCUUCUGGGUGGAGACUAUCGCGCUGAGUCUGUCCCAUCCACUCCUUCGCCGGUGCCACCAUCUACUCCCCUGCUCUCGGCUCACUCAAAAACAGGCAGUCGAGACUGCAGCACCCAAACCGAACGGGGAUCGGAAUCAUCCAAAACCGCAGCUGUCCCUCCCAUCUCUGCCCCAGGGGCUGUUCCAGUUGCUGCUGCUGCCACUGCUGCUGCCAUCACUGCAACUGCUGCCACCAACACUGCCACAGCUGCCACCAACACCAAUAUCAUGGUAGCUGCUGCUCCAGUUGCUGUUGCUGCCGCUGCUGCUCCAGCUGCUGUUGCCGCUGCUGCCCCGUCUCCGGCAAAUGCUGCUGCUCUUGCUGCUGUCUCUCCGGCUGCUGCUCUCUCUCCAGCUGCUGCUGUCUCUCCAGCUGCUGCUGUUCAGAUUCCAGCUGCUUCAUCUCUUACUUCUGCUACUGUUCCUCCCACUCCUGCUGCUGCUGCUGCUGCUGCUGCUGCUGCUACUGCUGUUCAGGUUGCUCCAGCUGCUUCGGCUCCGGUUCCAGCUCCCGCUCCGAUUCCGGCUCCAGCAACGGCUCAGGCUUCUGCUCCGACUCCGACUCAGGCAUCAACUCCAGCUCCGACUGCAUCUCCUACUCCAGCUCCGACUCCAACUCCAGCUUUGGUUCAGGCUGAGGGUCCUGCAAGUUCUGGACCACGGCGUUUGUCCACACCAAAUCUGAUGUGCAGCCCAGACAAGCCAGAUGGUCCUGCUUUCCACUCCAGUACUCUGGAAAGAAAAGCACCCAUUCAGAUCCUGGGUCAAGAGCCUGAUGCAGAGAUGGUGGAAUAUCUCAUCUAAAUGGCAUAAUCAAGAGCUGAAGUUAUCAGCAAGAGUUCUUUUAACCACUUUUCCCCUUUCGUUUGUCUAAUCUGGGGUGAUGAUGGGGUUGGGAGGUGGGGGUGAUUUUUUAAAGGGACUUUUUAUUGGACUCUUGUAGUACUUAAUACCAUGAGAAUUCCAGUCUAUUUUUGGAAUACGUAGGGAGUACCUCAAAAUGAUAGGUUAAGCCGAAUAUGCUCUAAAGCUUAUUGGUGGGAUUGUUACGAUAAUGGACUAUUAACAGGUAGUGAUGCCCAUUGAUUUAAAAUGUUUCCAUUUGUCUCUCGAGUGCCCAAUUUGAGGUCAUUUUUCAUUGAAGAAUACAGUAUGUGUGGAAGGCAGUUUGGAACAUGUCGUUCAGAAGUGGAAAUCCAGAGAGAGUUUGAGGCCUUGCGGCUUUGUCUAACUACAUCCCAGUCAACAGCCACAGAAAGUUCUCACUUUGAGCUGGGAAAAGACAAUGUUUUUUAGGAGCUUUGAAAGCUGGAGAAAAGGAAGAGAGUAUUGGGAUUAAGAAGGGUGCUGGAGCCAAUUUUCUCUCCCGGUUGCCAGUUACCCUGCCCCCUCAUAUUGAUGGUGUUUAUCUCCAUUUCAGUGGUGCUUUGGAAGUGGAUUCUUUUGGUUCCCUCCUGGAGGUUCAUACAUUCAUAUAUAUCCUCUGGAAUAAUUUAUGCAUUUGGAUAAUUAAUAUAUUGCUUUCCGAUGGUAGGAAUGUAAAUGAACAGAGCAGUGCGUGACUUCCUCUCUUAGGGAGCUAGUUGUUAGAAGCCUUGAUGGGGGCUUCAUGAGAUGCUGCAUGCCAACUUCAGUGGUCGGGGAAUAGUCGUGAAUAUGGCUCAGUCACCUUGAAUGAGACCAGUUGACUGACUUAGCCUUUAUUUCUUCCACAACACAGAUUCACUGGCUGACUCGCCGGUCUUUGUUUGCCAAUAAUUUGCAAAACGAGGAAACAUCUUUUAUUUGACAGGUUGAAUGUGUUGAAUUUCAGCCUAAUACUUGGGAAAUAUUUCAUUUUUGUUUCCCCAAAUUCUUAGCAUGUGCCUUCAAGGCAUAUGCAACUGUCACCUCCAUGAAAAUAACACAAGAAGUCCAAAGUACCGGGCUGCAGUCAGGAGAGAGGUUGAUUGCAGCAAUCUCCUCAACUACCUCUUCUUACUGUCAGUGACUCUAUCUUGGACUCCCCUUGGGAAGUAGCUGGGAAUGUAUACGUGGAUACAUGGGAGGGACCGAACAGGGAGCCUUGACACAGGGCUGCCUCUAAGGACACAGAGGCUGCCAGCUGUCACGGGUCCUUGUCUUUAGUCUCUGCCCUUCAUUGAGGUAAUAGAACUGCAGAUAGUAUCACUAAGAUCAGUUUUCAGGGGUAUAGGGAGGGUAAGGGGAGGGGGACUAUUAGGUAAAGGGGAGUAGGGUUUAGUGAUAGGUUAAGUUAGAGAUCAGAUUGAUAGAAGGGUAGCCUGUAUAUUAUGUCAUGGGCUUUAGUGAUGGGAAGGAAGUUUAUCUAGCAGUGUAUCUCUGCCUUCUAACUUUAGUGAUGAGGAAACUGAGACUUGGAAAAGUUUUGUGACUUUUUCAAGAUCACACAGCACAUCUGUCUCUUCUGACAAUUACAUGCCCAUUUUGGGGAAAAUGGGUAUCUAUAAAGAAGAGCCCAUUUUGAAGAAAAGGCAUCUUCCUAGUCUAGGGUAUGCCUACUUUAUGAAAAUCUUCUUGAUUUAACUAGAUUGUUUGUGGUUCUGAAUUUUUGUCUUGUCUCUGCUGGAGUGCCUUGUAUGGAAUUGUUCUUUUCCUCAUGCCACUUAAUCAUUGAGCUAUAUGAAAUGCACCCCUAAGAAAUCAGCUCAACUGUUUUCACUAUAAAACUGGUGUCUUGGGUCAUUUUAUGUAUUCCUCUGUGAGCAUAAGAGUGCUAUAUUUACCUGUAUUCUUGUGUAGUUCCUAAUUACCUUCCAAAGGAUUUAUUUGUGUGUGUGUGUGUGUAGAUGAGGGAAGGCAAUACAACAACUUUUAACUAGUUGUUCACAUUAUUAAUAUCAAAAUGAUCAUCCAAUAGAUUGGUCCUCAGUUAAAUAGUAAAUGUCAAAUGGAAAUUUGAAAGUGCAGUCAUGGUAAUAAUGCUUAUUCACACCGUUUUUUGUUGGAAGGAAACAAACCUUCAGACAGUAGAAGAAUCAGGCAGUAAGCACCAGGAGAGCAAAGGAAUGAAAAUAAAAGAAAAAUUUUAUGUCCUCUCCUGAUGAUAGUACAUUGCUAGAAUUUGGGUUGACUCUGGGAGCCGUGAUCUGUAAAGUGAGAGAUGUGAUACAUUCCUCACUGUGUGGCAACCAUCUCUUUAGAAUCGUGUGUUUGGGAAAAUAAGGAAGUCCUUGCUGAAGUUCUAUUUUGAACUUUUCAGAACCUCUGGCCUGCCACACUAGAGAUAGUCAUUCUGUUCAAUUUUCAGUCCCAGGCAAUUUGCUACAAGGACACUGUACAUCUAAGGAUGGAUGAAGACUAUGUUGGUACAGUCUGUUUAUAGACCAUACAGUCUACCUUUGAGAACAUUUCUACUAGACAUCAGUUUUAAAAUUCAGUUAUGGGAUGACUCUCAAUGUAACCAUCUCUUCACUGAUGUGUGGAUGUAACAUUUGGAGCCUCUUCCUGGCCUUCCUUCUGUCUGUAGUAAAAUGUAAGCCUUUUACUGGCACCCCAGAAGAUGAGGGAGACAUUUGUUGUCUUAACUUUUACUGUCUCGUGGUUUAUGAGGAUCUUAUAAUUCAUUUGUUGCUGGCAAUGUCCCAUGUCCAGCAACAUUUCAUUUGAUUGAACUAUACUUGAUACAAAACUGUUAACAUUGUUGGGAAAGUAAAGUCAGCUUGAACUUUCCCUGAAAGUCAUGUAUUGUGACUGUUGUCUUAAUGAAGGUUUUCAUUUCAGUGUUGCUUUUCAGCUGCAGGGUAAAGGGGUAGUAGAAACUUGAAGCAUCUGCCAUAUCUGUGACAGGAAAUAGAGCAAGAUACCUGUCGUGUUCUCCUUUUACUUUUGCACUGUUGAAUGGGUCUAACAAACUGGUUCCUAAGCUACUCUUUAUGAAUAAUCUAAAUAAUGUGGCAGCUUAAAAUAUAGAUGUGUGUGCUAACUUUAAUCAAUGCUCCUGUCUGCUAGCCAUACAAUCUGUCAUCGUAAAUGCCCAUUCAUACAUGGAAUAUGUUACUUAAAAUGUUUUCCUUCUUCUGAAAAUGUUUGCAAAGGGAGGUAUUGACUGUGGGUUCAUUGUUACCAAUUUCUGCCUGCCACAACCUUUAGAAAUUCUUCUUCCAAGUGCCACCACUGACAGUAGGACAAGGAUUGGAAGCAUGUACAUUUUCUUCUGGUAGCAAGGGUGGGUUACAAGGAGCUUUCAAAUCUCCUUCUGACCACCUUUGUUAUUUAAAAAAAAAUGCCUAGUUGGGGUUGGCAGAUGGUUCGAGAAUUACUUUUGGUUUAAUAUACGUGCUCUUAUAGUGGUUGUGAUCCUCUUCUGUAAUCAAAAGAGCCAGAUCAAAUAAAGUUAAGCAGGUUAAAUCCACUUUGUGCCUAUCUUUUCACUGACAAUAAAGUUAGCUGUUUGAAAAUGCA